GAUAUCAUCAAAUAUUUACAAAAAUGUGAGGGGUGUACUCACUUUUGUGGGAUACUGUAAGUGGUGAUGUACAUUAUGCUUCCCAUCUUCAACUGAACACUGUGAUGAGUAGCAACCAGCUCCACCUGUGACUGUACUGAAAGGCUUGAAGGGCUUCUUACAUGUUAAAUGGCGUCAAGCAGGGUUGUGUCCUGGGGCCAACCCUGUUCAGCCUCAUGUUCUCCGCAAUGCUGACUGACGCCUUUGGAGACGGUGAUGCUGGGAUAGGCAUCAAGUACCGCACAGAUGGUAAUCUGUACAACCUCAGGAGGCUCCAAGCGAAAACCAAGGUUUCGACAGACAUCAUCAGGGACUUCCUCUUUGCUGAUGACCGUGCCCUUAACAAUAGCACAGAAACGGACAUGCAACGCAGCGUUAACAGGUUUUCUAGUGCCUGCACAAACUUCGGUCUCACCAUCAGCACCAAGAAGACUGAGGUCAUGCAUCAGCCAGCCCAGGGAAGCCCUAUACAGAGUCCAACAUCACUGUCAAUGGUCAGAGACUGAAAACAGUGACCAAGUUCACCUCGGCAGCACGUUGUCACAAAAUGCCACAAUAGAUGACGAAGUUAACGUCCGCAUUGCGAGAGCCAGUUCAGCUUUCGGGAGAUUGUAUGCCAUGGUUUGGAACCGAAGAGGCAUCACCAUCCAGACCGAGCUGAAAGUGUACAGGGCAGUUGUGCUCCCCACACUGCUGUAUGCAUGCGAAACGUGGACAGGGUACCAACGUCAUGCCAGGAAACUGAACCAUUUUCACACCACCAGUCUCAGGAAAAUCCUUGCAAUCAAGUGGCAGAACAAAGUCCCAGACACUGUGGUUCUCAAUCAAGCAGGCCUCCUAAGCAUCUUCACCAUCUUGAUGAUGACCCAGCUAUGCUGGGCAGGACGUGUGAUACGCAUGACAGACCAACGUCUACCAAAAAGACUUCUCUAUGGCAAGCUCCAGCAAGGUCAGCGUUGCCAAGAAGGCCAAAAGAAACGCUUCAAAGAUACCCUCAAUGCCUCAAUGAAAGCAUUUAACAUCAAUCCUGCCUCCUGGGUUACAGACUGCAUUGGAUCGUGACACCUGGCGAUCCUCCAUCCAUAAGGGGUCUUUGCUGUGUGAGAUAAAUUGGACAGAUGUAGCCGAACGAAAGAGGCCAGCCAGAAAAACCCGUGCCAGCAACCUUCCCGGAGACGUGCACCCCAUCCCCUGUCCCACCUGCCAUAGGACUUUCCGUGCAGAGAUUGGUCUGACCAGCCAUCUACGCAUGCAUCAUCUCUGAUGGCAAAAUGGUCUUCGUCGCCACGACGGACAACUAAGAAGAACUAGGAAGUUCUCCUUGUUGAGUGCUGUAUUGAGGCAAAGCCGGUUCAAGUAGCAUGUCGUCACUGAACACAAAAGGUUCCAUCUCAUUGUCAGUCGGACUUUGGAACUGUCAAUCUGCUGUCAACAAGGCAGAUUUCAUUUCUGCAUUUGCAAACCACUCCAAUCUCAGCGUGCUGGCUCUGACUGAGACCUGGAUCCAUGCUGAGAACGCUGCCACACCCGCUGCCCUGGCCUCCAACUUCAACUUCUCCCAUACCUCACGCCCCAACAGACGAGGGGGUGGUACAGGUUUGCUUCUCUCCAAAACAUGGAAAUUUACCUGCCUUUCUCCCUCUUGCUCAUACACGUCCUUUGAAUUUCAUGCUUUUACAGUCACUGACCCUGCCAAAAUGCACUUUCUUGUUGUUUACCGUCCUCCAGGUCAACUGGGGAAGUUCAUCGAUGAAUUUGACACGCUACUGUCCACCAUCCCAGAUGAUGGAACUCCUCUUCUGGUCCUUGGUGAUUUCAACAUUCAUCUAGACAAGCCACAUGCAGCUGACUUUCUUGCUCUCCUUCCCACAUUCGACCUCAAGCAGUUCACCACACCAGCACCCCACAAAGCCGAACAACCUCCUGAACACCAAGCAGUCUGGCUUCAAGAGCAACCACUCCACGGAGACUGCUCUGCUUUCCGUCACUGAAGCCUUACGACUAGCAAGAGCAACCUCUAGAUCAUCUGUCCUCAUCCUACUUGACCUCUCUGCUGCUUUUGACACUGUGAACCAUCAGAUCCUCCUGUCGACUCUCUCCAGCCUGGGCAUCACUGGAACGGUUCUGCGCUGGGUGGAAUCCUAUCUCUGUGACAGAUCCUUCAAGGUAUCAUGGAGGGGAGGUAUUUCUGAAACUCAGCAACUCACAACUGGCGUUCCACAGGGCCUGACGAUCCAUCCGUCUCUGCACGCAUCUCUGCUUGCCUUUCGGACAUCUCGGUCUGGAUGAAGGAAAACCAUCUUAAGCUUAACCUGGCAAAAUCUGAGCUUCUCGUGAU
Messenger RNA from Ictalurus furcatus (blue catfish), 2377 nucleotides. RefSeq lists its product as uncharacterized. Bases 1401 to 2030 code for a protein of 209 amino acids. Gene Ontology annotation, molecular function: catalytic activity. The record is from RefSeq and is a predicted model, not a curated record. The transcript has 6 exons. Lineage: Eukaryota; Metazoa; Chordata; Actinopteri; Siluriformes; Ictaluridae.